AUGUCGUUGUCGGAAGCACAGCGGCUGAUGAUCAGUGCUUACUUGCACUCGGCAGAGCAAGGCAAACUCGUCCAGGCGGUGGAUGCUUUACACGAUUACCUACUCCAGGAGGGCCUUGCCUGGAGACAGGUGCUGCGAUGCGAUUGCAUUGGUGUGCACGAAGAGAACCGUGAUGGUUUAGGGCUUUCAGCGGGACAUGUUUCUGACCUUGUGUCGAACAUCUCCAGCAUCGGAUUCUCGGCGGCCGAGUUUCGAGGAGUGGCUAUCGAAAUUCCACCAACCGCAGAAGGGGAGGCACUUCGAAGCUUCAACCGCAAGGUCACCGAGGAGAGCAAUGGGAGACUGGCUCCUGCAAGCAACAUCCGAUUUGCAUCCAUCGUAGGAUCGCACGCCAACCAGGCGGCGAGAUGCUUCUGGUUUCAAGUUCCCCAUACCGAUGACAAGCUCACUGUGGACAACCGGCUUUCGCUCGAAAAGUUGAAGACCGUGGAUGCCGGUUGGCAUCGUGCCAUCCAGGAGGGCAUGCAAUGGUUGAUCAUCUCGCAUGCGGUGCCUGCUGCGUUCCCGCAGUACACCUCCCUCGCACAAGCUGCGGGGAACUCUGCGAUGCAGAUUGCAUCGGCAGAGGGUGAGAUGCAGCUGGCACGUAAGGUCAACACCGCUAUAGCCAGCUUCCUCAAGCGGACCUCGAAAACGACCGUGGAAUAUGCGGAUAUCUCUGCGGAGAUCCUCCGCAGCAAACCGCCCCAUGCGGCAUCCUUACCGCACAUUUUCUCGUUCGUUCUCAAGUGCGGCGGGGGCUCCGGCGAGGGGAGCUACCUGUCGCGAACGGAACGGUUCGUGCGAGGACACGGGGUGUCCAAUCGGUCGCUGGGUGCCGAGGUCUGGCAGGCCUUGAGCGCCGACUGCAAGGGUCCCAACCAACACGUGCUUUUCCGGCACAUGCUGCUCAAAUUGGGCUUGUGCGGAGCGACAGACAAGAGCCUGACGGUGACGGACGUCAAGAGGUCGCUCACGGCCAAAGACGUCAUGGCGAGGAUGGGCGAGGCAGAGACCGUGUUCUUGGAGCUUCAGAAGCUUCUGCAGGGACAGAAUGCUGAGAGUGCUGAGGCGGCACUGGGGUUGUGCGAAAUCCAGAUGGCAGCUGUGGUUUUGCAGAAGAAGAAGCUGACCCAGUUUGACACGAUUCACCAGUCGGCGGAGAAGUGCCUCGGCGAUUUCGGCAUUGCGAGCCCAUGGACUGCAGCCAGUCAGGUCCCAGCGACAUCGUCUUCAGCAAGCACAGCUGCUCGUGGUUCGAGUCUCCGCAUGUUCAAUGAGCAGGGUGGCCUCGUAACCAGCUCACGUGUUUCCGAUCUUGGAUUUGCUGUGGGAAUGAAGGUUGUCCGCAAGGCGGAUGAUCAAGAAGGUACCAUCAUGGAGAUGUCGGCCGACAAGGUCCGCUUGAAGCUCAGCGACGGGAAGCUUUACGAAGCUUCCUCCGAGUCCUUCGUUCAAGGCCGCUGGAAGGAGUAUGUUGUCAAGCCGGAGCCAGUCCUGUGCAAAGAUUGGCUGAAUUUCUCCCCCCCCAAAAGUGAGGAGUUCAUUAUUGCUGUCGUGAAAGGUCUCGUUUUCCAAUCGAUGUGGCAUCAGUACGAGAACUUGAAGAACGAGAAGUUCGAUGUCUUCUUGAAGCCGUCAAAGGAUGUCCAAGUCAAGUCCACUUACAACGUUCACUCAUUGAAGCUAGCCAUUGCCAGCCCUCGUGUCGAUUGUCGUUUGGUCAAUGAGACUCUCCCUCCCGGAGCACUUCAGGUCGGCUUGUUUGCAACAGCCGGCAGCAAGCCAACUCACACGAUUUCCGUCCUGCCGACCUUUCAGGCGCCGAAAGCCGGCUCGGGCUUUAUCAACCCGCUGUGGCUCAUCAAGUCUACCUCAGAUCGCGAGGAAGGCAAUCUAGAAAUCGUCGGGGCCAACAAGCAGCAGAAGCUCACUUGCUUGUCAACCUCAGUCAAUCUUCCAAUGGUCCGGAAUUACAAAAAACUCCAGGCGGCCGAUAGCCUGGUCCUGUUCAGGCCUGACCAGCACAAGGCAGAGGAGAUUGAAAAUCUCCAGCCCGUGCAGAAGAAGGCGAGGAAGGCAUGCUCGCUGACUAGGGUUGCAGGGCCUCGCUCGCACCCGCUUGCUCAAAUGUCGGGGGAGGAGAAUGCCGAGGAGCUCGAAGAACAGGACGAGCAACCUUUGAAGAUCUACACGGCCACGUGCAUAAGCGGAGGUGGCCUGAAAGGUGUAUGGAUGCCCACCAUCGAGGAGGCAUCCGGUCUGACUUUCAUCAAGCUGAACAAAUGGGACCGUCAGUUAACCCAAUAUGUUACAGGAAAGUCCCUCAAUCUUUUUUCGGGAUCGAAGAAGCCCAAGAACUCUAUCAACGUCCAGUGGUUUCAGACGAUGACCGAGCUUCGCCGUCAAGCCUGUAACGACUCUCUGAAAAAGCUCAUCGUGCAGGCUGCGGAAGCAUCGGGCGGCAAGGUGCCCGAAAAAAUCCGCCCAGCAACACAGGCCGACGAGUUCCUGGCAGGUCGCUUUGUCACUGUGCAGGCUCCUCCGUAUAAGGACCCAGAGAACCCGGAUGCCGAGGAGGUGGAUGGUCCCCAGCUGAAGCUUCUGUGGAAGCUGAAGACACCGGACGUUUGGAUGGAGCUGACUUUCGAGAAUCUGGAAUAUGCCAAGAAGGCCAUCCUUGGAUCGCCGGCAUGGGAGCAGCCCGUCAGUGCCCGGGCCAAGCACAGCCCCAGAAAGCGGCGAAGGCGAGGCCCGAAACCACGUGGUCAUGAUGAACUCGGUGAAGAACCGUUGAAAGAUGACGGUGGCGAGGCGGCUUUGCAGAAUGCACCGAACGACGAGGAGGAGGACGAGGAGUGA
This is a messenger RNA of Symbiodinium sp. CCMP2592, 2901 nucleotides long. NCBI's taxonomy places the organism in Eukaryota, Dinophyceae, Suessiales, Symbiodiniaceae. The record is from the annotation of a GenBank genome assembly.